This is a messenger RNA of Tetrapisispora phaffii CBS 4417, 858 nucleotides long. It is a transcript of the gene APC9, whose product is annotated as anaphase promoting complex subunit 9. The transcript has a single exon. Lineage: Eukaryota; Fungi; Ascomycota; Saccharomycetes; Saccharomycetales; Saccharomycetaceae. The record is from RefSeq and is a predicted model, not a curated record. Gene Ontology annotation, cellular component: anaphase-promoting complex. The coding region runs from base 1 to 858 and encodes 285 amino acids.
AUGUAUAACACAAAUUCGGAAGGUGAUAGUUCUAAACACAACACUGGUAGACACACGUUCCAAUUACCUUCUUUACCUCCAUGGAAGACACCGCAGUAUAGAAAGCUAAAAGAAAGUGGUAGCAGCACCCUAUCUACUCCAUUGAACAGGGUCGAUAAAAAAAUUACUCGGAAAGGUUAUAACUUAGAAUCAGAUAUGAAUAAUGAACUAGGUAUUGAAAUAGAUGGCUCCAAUCAGGAACACCAGAGCCAGAAAAAUAGAAGAUAUAUCAACAGUUCAGGCUUUGGAAUAUCAAAUAACAGUGAAGCAAAUUCAACUGAAUAUGACUUUCAAACGUUUUCUUUAAAGUUUCAAUUACAAGAAACAAAAAAAAACAAUAUACUGCGAUCAGAAAGAGCUGCGCACUGCUUGGUCUUUCACAAGUCUGCACAUAAUUAUAACAAAAACGAAUAUCGACCUGAUUUAUAUUUUGAUUGUGGAGAAAAUCUAGAUAAAUCAUCAAACCUAUUGCACAUGAAAUCAUCUCAAGAAACAUAUGACGAAAGCAACGCUCUUUUACUUGAAUCCUUACCAGGAUAUACUAAUUCCGAGAUAAAGAAAGGUUCGAUUAAGAAGCUGUCACUGGAGAGACCCAAUGUACGAAGGAUCGAAGAAAUUUUAAAUCAUGAAACCAAUGCGCUAAACAAAUUUUGGGAUAAUUCUCAAUUAACAGAGUCAUUUGAAAGGAAUCAAUUGCACGAGCAUUAUUUAAUUUUAAAACAAGAACAAGAAGAGCUCAAAAAAAUCAAGGAAGAUAUAACUAAAAAAAUGAACCCGACUCAGGAGUCUUGGUUACGAAAAAUUGUCUCUCAAAAAUAA